AUGUUUCUUCAUAUAGUGAACGAUAUAUAUCACUUUAACGCCAUACAACCAUUACCAAAACAUUUUGCAUUCUUCCACAAUGCUCCAAUCGACGUUGUGGGUCGCCCGACAUUAAAUAUUUUUCAAAAACGUAUUUCCGCUGUACGACAACUAGCUUAUGCUUCUACUGCCGACCAGUUAGAUGAAUACCUCGAAAUGGGGUCCCAAACGUCUGCCGAUUCGUUGAAGUACUUCUGCAAAUGUCUUGUUCAGUUAUAUCACUCAGAGUUUUUGAGAAAACCGACUAAAGAAGAUGUUAACUACGUGACCGCUAAACACGAGGCAGUGCAUGGUUUUCCGGGUAUGCUUGGAAGCGUUGAUUGUAUGCACUGGGCUUGUAGAAACUGCCCAACGACAUGGCAAGGCCAAUACACUCGUGGUGACAAAGGACAUCCAACGAUUAUGCUUGAAUCGGUUGCUUCAUAUGAUUUGUAG
Erigeron canadensis is the source of this 474-nucleotide messenger RNA. RefSeq lists its product as uncharacterized. The transcript has a single exon. The record is from RefSeq and is a predicted model, not a curated record. NCBI's taxonomy places the organism in Eukaryota, Viridiplantae, Streptophyta, Magnoliopsida, Asterales, Asteraceae. The coding region runs from base 1 to 474 and encodes 157 amino acids.